AUGUCGCUAACCAGGGCCAGUUUCACUGUGCGCAGUAUUCUGAAUUUACCCGAUCAACAUGAAAUUGACCGUCUAGAUCACUGGGAUCAAGGAAGUGGCAAAGCGAUACAAUCUGCUGUCAUUAAGAAAGAAGCAGGCCAAAACUCACGCCAUGAGUAUUCGAAACUAUCAUUUUCGGGGUGGCUUGGUUCUGACAAGAUUUCCUCUGAUGAAAGCAGCACGGAUACAACUCCCGCCGAUUGUCAUCCAAGAAAAGGCUGUUCGUCCAUCAUGAAGAAUGAGAAGAAGAAGAAACGACGAGUUCUGUUCUCCAAAGCACAAACAUUUGAGUUAGAACGAAGAUUCCAACAACAGCGUUACCUAUCUGCCCCUGAACGCGAACACUUCGCUCACCUUUUGAGCCUUACCCCAACUCAGGUGAAGAUCUGGUUUCAAAACCACAGGUAUAAAUUGAAGAGAGCCCGUGUAGAUGGCACCCUGCAGAUAGAUAUGAACCAGCCGCAACUGGUUCGCAGAGUGGCAGUGCCAGUGCUGGUCAGAGAUGGCAAGCCUUGUCAUUCUUGUUCCAUUACCUCCGUACAUAUCCAGGAGAAGCCCGCCGACACUGUUCAGCCUAAUCAUUCCUACACCGCUUUCACAGUUCAUGGUUUUCAACAGGUACAGCACACUGGACCGUUUGGCGUCUUCCCCAGCUAUCAUCAUUUAACACAUCCUGGAAUACGGAGGCAACAGUGGAGCUGGUGA
Rhincodon typus (whale shark) is the source of this 744-nucleotide messenger RNA. RefSeq names its product NK2 transcription factor related, locus 9 (Drosophila) (gene nkx2-9). Gene Ontology annotation, biological process: cell differentiation; regulation of transcription by RNA polymerase II. Gene Ontology annotation, cellular component: nucleus. The record is from RefSeq and is a predicted model, not a curated record. Gene Ontology annotation, molecular function: DNA-binding transcription factor activity, RNA polymerase II-specific; RNA polymerase II cis-regulatory region sequence-specific DNA binding. The transcript is spliced from 2 exons. Lineage: Eukaryota; Metazoa; Chordata; Chondrichthyes; Orectolobiformes; Rhincodontidae. The coding region runs from base 1 to 744 and encodes 247 amino acids.